AUGGCUGAAAUCCGACGUUUGCCUGAUGAAGUGGUAGCGCGGAUAGCUGCAGGGGAAGUUGUCGUCCGAGCCGCAAAUGCUCUCAAAGAGUUGAUUGAGAAUAGCCUUGAUGCUGGCUCACGAUCAAUAAUAAUUAAAUGUGAACGAGGGGGGCUGGAUCUGAUUCGUGUUGAGGAUGAUGGCAGUGGAAUCAGAAAGGAAUGCUUGCCGAUUGUUUGUGAGCGAUUUACCACUUCAAAAUUGACCACGUUUGACGACCUCAGAAACAUGCGUACUUUUGGUUUCCGGGGUGAGGCGCUAAGUGCUCUAUCGCAAGUUUCAAAGGUCUCCAUAAAAACCAAAACGAAGGACGAAAUUUGUGCCUUUGAAGCGAGUUAUAUUGAGGGUCAACUGGUUGGUACUGUCAAGCCAAGCUCAGGACUAAAUGGAACUUUGAUUAUUGCUACAGAACUAUUUUAUAACUGGCCAGCUCGAUUAAAUGGAUUCAAAAAUAUUGCUGAAGAAAAUAGUCGGAUUGCAGAUGCUAUUACUCGUUUUGCUGUACUUCGUCCGGAUGUAUCGUUUUCGUUUUGCCGUGGCGAUGAUAGAAAGAAUUUUCGAACCAAAGGUGAUGGCGAUCGGCGAGCUGUUAUUGCUGCAUUGCUGGGAUCACACCUAACAAAGGACAUGCUAGAGUUCACCCUAAACGAUAGUGCUCUCAAUUUCUCUCUUGAGUGUGCACUCACACGGCCUACUUCGGCCGCUACAUCCACAGCGGUCAAUGCAAAAAAGUUACGAGGAAAAACUUUUUUCCUAUUUAUAAACAAUCGGAUUGUCCUGUGCAAUGCUUUGCGGCAUGCAGUUGACUCUGUCUUUGCGGCCCAUGCUGUAAUUUCUCCUUUUACUUAUAUGAGCAUUCAAAUAGAUGUUACAUGUAUUGAUGUAAAUGUUCAUCCUACAAAAGAAUCAGUUAUUUUCCUGAAUGAGGAUCUGAUAAUUGAGUGUAUAAAGGAGAAACUCAACAUGUUGGUUAAAGACUCGUUAAAUAUUUCUCCAGCGUUGUCUUCGGCUAGCCAGCCUAGUUGCAAAACAUCAUCAUCUAAGUCAAACCUAUCCGUAGCUAGUUCUCAAAGCAAUGCUUUAAAGAACUCACCUCUCGCCCAACGUCCUCAAGAGACAGUCAGAACCGACCAUAAAGAAAGGACUCUGGAACAAUUUAUGUCACCAAAGAGUCGAAGUUUUGCGGUGGAGUUAAUUAAAGAAGAAGUUCAACCAACGAUGGUGAAAGAGUUGGAAGAGCUACUAAUCAAAGAAUUUCAGUCGCUUGACAGAGAAAUCAAAACCAGUUUUUCUCCGGAAUUUAUUCAUUUUUUCAAGAAAACCGUGUUUGUUGGUGCGAUUGAUUGUGAGCGUAUUCUUAUGCAAAAUGGUCCUGAUUUGUUUAUCGCUGACUUUUAUCGAUUACUGUGGCAAUUUUUCUAUGAGAUGGCGGUUUUUGGUUUUGGAAAUCACGGGCGAUUUGACUUACAGGCAUACAAUCUACGAGUAGAAGACAUUUUGGCAACAUUACCUUUAUCAGCUAAUAAAACAUUUCACACAGAGGAGGCAUUUUCGCGUUUAACCCAAAACAAGGAUUGGCUUCUUCAAUAUUUCGGGAUUGGUUUUGUUAUUGGCGAAGGUGAAAAAUUGAUGCUCACUGUGCUUCCUUCAAUGGUGCAUGGAUUCUGCCCACAACUAGAAUACCUACCUCUGUUUCUGAAUGAACUUUUAGCGAUAGGACUAUCCCAGGAAGGUUUCACUGUUCGAAAAAUUUCCGUGGCACUGGCAAAUUUCUUUGUUCUACGAUCAAAAUAUUGUAUUGGCACAUCACCAAGUCAACUACAUCCUACCGAGCUUUUGCCGACUUGGAGAGAACUAAUACAGCAUGUGCUACUUCCAAAAAUGCGGGAACACCUUUUGCCCCCGAGAACAUGGGUCGAUGAUAGUGGAGAAGAGAAGAUUUUUACGCCGUUUGUCCAGUUAACCUCAACCAGUCAAUUGUACAAAGUUUUUGAACGGUGU
Mesorhabditis belari is the source of this 2040-nucleotide messenger RNA. NCBI's taxonomy places the organism in Eukaryota, Metazoa, Nematoda, Chromadorea, Rhabditida, Rhabditidae. The record is from the annotation of a GenBank genome assembly.